Messenger RNA from Sinocyclocheilus grahami, 1652 nucleotides. Its product is annotated as PDZ and LIM domain protein 5-like. The transcript is spliced from 9 exons. The coding region runs from base 576 to 1637 and encodes 353 amino acids. The record is from RefSeq and is a predicted model, not a curated record. Gene Ontology annotation, cellular component: adherens junction; stress fiber; filamentous actin. Gene Ontology annotation, molecular function: actin binding; muscle alpha-actinin binding. Gene Ontology annotation, biological process: heart development; muscle structure development; actin cytoskeleton organization. Lineage: Eukaryota; Metazoa; Chordata; Actinopteri; Cypriniformes; Cyprinidae.
CUGUCAAACUUAUGCUGUUAUUUACAUAUUGACUUUUAUUCAUUCAGCAGAUCAUUGUUUUGUAAUCAUGAGGUCUUGUUAAACAUCUGUUCUGUCUUUGCAGAUCUUCCAGUGUCACUAAAACGGACACCCCCAAGGAGGCACCGCUGGAGAUCAUAAAGCCCGUGCCCAUCAGCAGCCCCGCCAGCCUCGCCCCGGGCAGCAGCGCCUACAAUAAGACGGCACGGCCCUUCGGUGGGACCACUAGCACCGUCAGAUCAGUCAGUCCGUCCCCGGCUGCACCCAAAGCCUCCAUCCCUUCCGCCUCCUCUGCGUUCACCCCAGCUGCUCCGUCCCAGCAGCCUCCUCAGCCUCCCUUCCCGCUGGGCGCCAGCCGCGUGCUGUCCUCUCCGAGCUCCGCCCCCAAACCCGCAUCCGGCCACUCCCCCUUUGCGAACUCCUCCUCCGCAUCCUCCUCUGGCUCCUCCUCCCCGGCGAGAGUGACAGCUCUGCCUCCGGCUCCCGCCGCUCCUCUUCCGUCCGUCUAUAACACGCCCAUCAACCUCUACUCCAAUGCGAACGCGUGCGAGGUGGCCAUGGGCCAGAGACGCGGCCUGCUGGAGAGCAAUGCCACAGGAGAACAGCACAACGGAACUGCCCGGAAGCCCGUCCUGGAGCCGGAGGUGAACCACGUCUCUGCUCUGAGUGACUCCAGUAAGAAGCGUCUGAUGGAGGACACGGAGGACUGGCACCCGCGCACCGGCACGUCUCAGUCACGCUCCUUCCGCAUCCUGGCGCAGAUCACCGGCACAGAGAACGAGCAAGCUCAGGAGAACCGGCCUGGAAAGAACGAGGCUGCAGAGGAGCUUCAGCCCAGUUCUCAUGCCACGUCUUCAGUCAAAACCAUGAGCAAAGCGCCCGCUGGAGCCCCGCGAGUCCCUCCAGCCGCAGCCAAGAGCUGGCAGUCGAGCAGCGCCGCAGGGUUGGCCAAAGCAGGUGCACCUGCGCUGCAGACGGGCCCCUCGUUCGGACGGGGCGGCAACAGCCUCCCCAAGGGCCCGGAUCGACCCGCGCCUCAGGUUCACCCCAGCGACCAGGACGAUUCGCUGGUGCAGAGAGCCGAGCACAUCCCGGCGGGAAAACGCACACCCAUGUGCGGCCAGUGCAACAUGGUCAUCAGGGGUCCGUACCUGGUGGCGAUGGGCAAAUCUUGGCAUAAGGAGGAGUUCACCUGCUCUCACUGUCACAGUUCACUGGCAGACGUGGGUUUCGUGGAGGAGCGCGGCUCUGUCUACUGCGAGCGCUGUUAUGAGCAGUUUCUGGCCCCGGCCUGCUUCAAAUGCCAGCAGAAGAUUCUGGGGGAAGUCAUCAACGCCCUGAAGCAAACCUGGCAUGUGUACUGCUUCCUGUGCAGCGGCUGCCAGCAGCCCAUCCGCAACAACACCUUCCACCUGGAGGACGGGCAGCCGUACUGCGAGACCGAUUACUACACCAUGUUCGGCACCAGCUGUCACGGAUGUGACUUCCCCAUCGAAGCGGGCGAUAAGUUCCUGGAGGCGCUGGGGUUCACCUGGCACGACACCUGCUUCGUCUGUACGGUACGGGAACGCUCGGCUUUACACUAUUUCAGAGCAACGAGGCGCUUGGGUGUGUUAUAGUGAAUACAGCGGCUU